GCCGCCCGGGGCCGCAGCAGGCUUCUCCCCAGCGCGGGCGGCUGCUCCCUGCCCCACCGUGACGGCUUAAGCGGCCGCUCUGCGGAGAAGCUUCCCCGGCUCCUGCCCCCCGGGGCCGGGCAGCGCCGCCAGGUAGCGCGGGGCGGGCGCCAUGGAGCACGGCGGGGGCCCCGCGGCGGAGCAGCUGCCUCUCCUCAGCGGCGAAGCGGAGCAGCCGCCCGGGGCCGAGCCGGCGGCGGCGGCGGCGGGGCCGGGAGGCGAAGGCGGCGUGCUCGCCCCGCGGCCGCGCUCCCUGCGGGCCGUGUACGUGCUGAACGACAGCCCGGGGGCCGGGGCCGGGGCCGGGGCCGGGGCGCUGCAGUGCCUGGUGCGAGCCUGCGCGGCCCAGGGAGCCCAGCUCACCACGGUCAACUUCGGGGAGCUGGACUUCGGGGAGACGGCGGUGCUGGACGCCUUCUACGGCGCAGAUGUUGCAGUUGUGGACAUGAGUGAUGUUUCCAGACAACCAUCACUCUUCUACCACCUUGGAGUGCGUGAAAGCUUUGACAUGGCCAGUAAUGUUAUACUCUACCAUGAUACUGAUGCUGACACUGCUCUGUCACUUAAGGACAUGGUAUCUCAGAAAAACACAGCUGCAGUUGCCAACCACAAAGCUUUUCUUCAGGUCCAAGUGCCUCCUGAGUACCACAGUGGUUAUGUGAUAGGCAAAGCUUCCAGUGGGAAUUACUAUUUUAUUCCAUAUAUUGUAACACCUGGUGCUGAUUAUUUUUGCUGUGAAAGUGAUGCAUUGCGGAGAGCCUCUGAGUACAUGCAGCCUAACUGGGACAACAUCCUGGGUCCUCUCUGUGUUCCACUGAUGGACAGGUUUAUCUGUCUUCUGAAGGACAUUCACAUUACAUCAUGCGCAUAUUGCAAGGAAACACUGUUGAAAGAUAUUAGAAAAGCUAGAGACAAGUAUCAAGGAGAUGAACUAGCAAAGGAGCUGGCCAGGAUUAAGCUCCGUCUGGAUAAUACCGAAGUCCUGACUUCUGACAUUGUUAUAAACCUGCUUCUUUCUUAUCGAGAUAUCCAGGACUAUGAUGCUAUGGUGAAGUUGGUGGAAACACUGGAAAUGCUGCCUACCUGUGAUCUGGCUGAUCAGCACAACAUUAAAUUUCAUUAUGCAUUUGCAUUGAAUCGAAGGAACAAUACAGGCGACAGAGGGAAGGCAUUACAAGUGAUGCUUCAAGUCCUGCAGACCUGUGAUCACCCUGCUCCAGAUAUGUUCUGCCUGUGCGGGAGAAUCUACAAGGACAUAUUCCUUGAUUCUGAUUGUAAAGAUACCAGUAGCCGAGACAUUGCCAUUGAAUGGUACCGCAAAGGAUUUGAGCUCCAGUCAAGUCUGUAUUCUGGAAUUAACCUUGCAGUUUUGCUGAUUGUGGCAGGGCAGCAGUUUGAAACAUCUAUGGAACUAAGAAAAAUAGGUGUGCGGCUGAACAGUUUGUUGGGAAGAAAAGGAAGCUUGGAAAAAAUGAAUAAUUAUUGGGAUGUGGGACAGUUUUUCAGUGUGAGCAUGCUGGCCAGUGACAUUGGUAAGGCAGUGCAAGCAGCGGAGAAACUGUUUAAACUGAAGCCUCCAGUUUGGUACUUGAAGUCAUUAGUGCAGAACCUGUUGUUAAUUCAGCGAUUCAAGAAACUCACCAUCGAGCAUUCUCCCAGACAAGAGAGACUGAACUUCUGGUUAGAUAUCAUUUUUGAGGCAACGAAAGAAACAACUAAUGGACUGAGAUUUCCAGUUUUAGUGAUAGAACCAACUAAGGUCUACCAGCCUGCAUAUGUGUCAAUCAACAAUGAAGCAGAAGAGAGAAAUGUCUCUCUGUGGCAUGUCUCGUCCACUGAAAUGAAACAGAUUCAUGAAUGGAAUUUUACAGCUUCCUCCAUUAGGGGAAUAAGCAUAUCCAAGUUUGACGAACGAUGUUGUUUUCUUUAUGUCCAUGACAAUUCUGAUGACUUUCAAAUCUACUUUUCCACAGAGGACCAGUGUAGUAGAUUCUGUGGCUUGGUUAAGGAGAUUUUGACUGAUGCUGUGGGCAGUGUGUUGGAAUUGGAAGGAGAGACUGAUGGGGACACACUGGAAUAUGAAUAUGACUGUGAUGAGAAUGGCGAUAGAGUGAUACUAGGGAAAGGUACUUAUGGAAUAGUUUAUGCUGGAAGAGAUCUUAGCAAUCAAGUCCGAAUAGCCAUCAAAGAAAUCCCUGAGAGAGACAGCAGAUAUUCUCAGCCACUGCAUGAAGAGAUAACACUGCAUAAAUAUCUAAAGCAUCGGAACAUUGUCCAGUACCUUGGUUCUGUCUCUGAAGAUGGAUACAUUAAGAUCUUUAUGGAGCAGGUGCCAGGAGGAAGCCUCUCUGCUCUUCUAAAAUCAAAAUGGGGCCCAAUGAAAGAACCCACAAUAAAAUUUUACACCAAGCAGAUUCUGGAAGGGCUUAAAUAUCUCCAUGAGAACCUGAUUGUACAUAGAGAUAUAAAGGGAGAUAAUGUUCUGGUGAACACAUAUAGUGGAGUGGUAAAAAUUUCUGAUUUUGGGACUUCCAAGAGGCUUGCAGGGAUCAAUCCAUGUACUGAGACAUUUACAGGCACUUUGCAGUAUAUGGCUCCAGAGAUUAUAGAUAAGGGGCCUCGAGGAUAUGGGGCAGCAGCUGAUAUCUGGUCACUGGGUUGUACUAUCAUUGAAAUGGCAACAGGAAAACCUCCAUUUCAUGAGCUGGGGGAGCCGCAAGCAGCAAUGUUUAAAGUUGGGAUGUUUAAAAUUCAUCCUGAAAUCCCAGAAUCACUAUCGGCUGAAGCAAGGGCCUUUAUUUUGCUGUGCUUUGAACCUGAUCCGAAUAAGCGUGUCACAGCAUCUGAUUUACUCAAAGACCCCUUCUUAAAGCAGGUGAACAAGGGCAAGAAAAACAGAAUUGCAUUCAAACCUUUAGAUUAUAAUCGUAGUGCGUCCCUCCCACUGCCAGUCCAUGGGGAACAGGCUGGCAGUAGCAGCAGUGAACAUGGCUCUGUCUCACCAGAUUCGGAUGUACAGCAUGAUAUGUUCUUUGACAAGACAAAGCGAUCUGUUUCGGAGAAUCCAGCGAAGCAUCCCAUUUCCCACUUAUUAAGUGUUCCUGAUGAGCAUUCUGCCUUAGAGGAUCGGAGUGCUUCUCCUUCCCUUGAGGACAGAGAUUCUGGUCUCUUUCUGCUAAGGAAGGACAGUGAACGCCGGGCAAUUCUCUAUAAAAUUCUUAAAGAGGAACAAAAUAAAGUUGCUUCAAACUUACAGGAGUGUCUCGCACAGAAUUCUGAAGAACUGCAACUUUCAGUCACCCACAUCAAGCAGAUAAUUGGGAUUUUAAGGGACUUCAUACAUUCUCCCGAGCACAGAGUGAUGGCGUCCACUAUAUCCAAGCUGAAAAUGGAUUUGGACUUUGACAGCACUUCCAUCAAUCAGAUUCACCUGGUGCUGUUUGGAUUUCAGGAUGCAGUGAACAAAGUAUUAAGGAAUCAUUUAAUUAGACCUCAUUGGAUGUUUGCAAUGGAUAACAUAAUUCGCCGUGCAGUCCAAGCAGCAGUCACUAUUCUGAUUCCAGAACUUCAAGCUCACUUUGAGCCAGCUUCAGAGACUGAAGGAGUGGAAGAAGAUGCCGAUGAAGUGGAAGAUGAUUGCCACCCAGUGGAACAAAAUGGAAAUGAAGAGCCAGGUGUCACAUCUGGAGUGAGCACACUCAGUUCUGUGGUGUCACAUGAAUCACAGCAGCAACAUCUUAAUCUGCAGCUAGCCAAACUUAAACAAGAGACAAACAGGCUUUUGGAAGUCUUGGUUCAGAAGGAGAGAGAGUAUCAAACCCUCUUACGGCAAACUCUAGAGCAGAAAACCCAAGAGUUGCACCUGCUUCGGUUACAGUCCAAGCCUACAGAAUUUCAAAGGCCCCCAGGAGCUCCUGUACAGAAUGUAGACCAGAAGCUCCUAGACUGGUUAAGACAACAAGGAGCUGACUCAGAUGCAAUUGAGAGGUUUGCUGAAGAGGAUUACGCACUAAAUGAUGUCCUUAAUGAUAUCACUAAGGAUGACUUGAGAUACCUUAGACUACGUGGUGGUCUUCUCUGCAGAAUUUGGAAUGCAAUAUUAAACCACAGAAAAAUGGCUAAUAAGCCCUCAGAAACCAACAGUUAAUUCUUUCUUACAUAUGAGCAGGCAGCAAACACAUUCUAAGUAAUCCUUAAAUUAUUAGAUUGUUGUACAUUGGUCCUCCAGUUUUGCACAUCUGAAUGGCCUGUUUAAUUUAACUUCAAAAUGUAAUGCACAGUGGACAUUAAAGCGGGUGUUUGUGAUUUUUGCCCAUUAGAUCCUGGAUGUUGAAAUGUCUGUAAAACCACUCUCUAAUCUUACAAAUUAUUUGUAAAAAUUAAGUGCAUUAUUUAUGUAAUGCAUCUGUCAGCGUAAAUACAACUGCAGCUGAAGAAAACAGCUUGCUGUUUUUAAGUAAAGUACAUGCUAUAUACCUAGACCAGUCUAUUUGUUGAACAGUCUUGUAUUUAAAAUGCAUUCUAAUUUUAGAUAGAUCAGAUUUUUUAGAAUGUGUUGUACGGUUCUGCUAUCAUGUGCACUGAUUAAUAAGUAUUAACCAAAUGUAUAUAAAAGAUAGGGAAAUGUAUGUGGUUAUUAGUGCACCUAGAACUUCUGGAUAAUUAAAUAUUGAAAUGUUUGCUUUCUGUGGCUAGAGUUUCAUUUCCUUAAGCAGCAAAACUAAUUCAACAAAAUCAUAAACACUAAUUUGUAUAGUGUU
Molecule: messenger RNA, 4799 nt
Organism: Dermochelys coriacea (leatherback sea turtle)
Lineage: Eukaryota; Metazoa; Chordata; Testudines; Dermochelyidae
Gene: MAP3K15
Product: mitogen-activated protein kinase kinase kinase 15
Exons: 30
Coding region: 152-4186 (1344 amino acids)
Biological process (GO): MAPK cascade; protein phosphorylation; cellular response to stress
Molecular function (GO): MAP kinase kinase kinase activity; ATP binding
Source: RefSeq, a predicted model, not a curated record